This is a messenger RNA of Aspergillus chevalieri, 708 nucleotides long. RefSeq lists its product as uncharacterized. The coding region runs from base 1 to 708 and encodes 235 amino acids. The transcript has a single exon. The record is from RefSeq and is a predicted model, not a curated record. NCBI's taxonomy places the organism in Eukaryota, Fungi, Ascomycota, Eurotiomycetes, Eurotiales, Aspergillaceae.
AUGCACUUCUACAAUCCCAACAACCCUUACCCUUCUUGCAGAGAAGCAGAAGCAACACUCUACAGCUUUCCAGAGCCAUCCUUGUACAAGACCGAUGAAAGGGAUUGUGUGACAUGCCAUGAGAUUGAGGAUAUCACUGAUAUCACGGACAUGGACAUGGAUGCUAGUCCUGCUUCUAGUGAGAUGGAAGUGGCUAGUGAUAGUGAUAAUGAUAGUGACGAGAGUGACGAUGGUGGUGACAUUCCCUUCCAUACUCCCCACAACUACAUCACCCCCCAACAGCUUCAGAAGCAGAAGCAGAAGCAGGAUCGAAAGAGAAACAUGUCCAUUCCCACAAAUCUCAGCUCAAACUCUAUCCCAGGCCCAACCACCAGUUCCGCGAACAGUCAUACACCGCGCGUAAUCAAACCACGAGGCUUCUUCAGGAGAGAAGCGCUGUCGGCGCCCGUCAUGCGGCUGAGGGAGAAGUGGAAGGAGAAUGUUGGUGUCAUGGCUGAGACAGCACUGUGGUCUGGGCAUGGAGACCAAUUUGGGUAUGGAUUUGGAGGUAGAUUCGGGUUUGGAGAUGUGAUUCAGACUGGGAUUGGCUUUGGGAUUGGAUCUGUUGGCGCUGGAGAAGGACGAGGGCCAGGGGCCAGGAGGUUUUAUCGGGGGGGGAGGGGGGAGAUAGGGUUAGGACAUGGGUUGUCUGAUUGGGUUCCUUAUUAA